GUAGAUGGUAUGGCUAAGAGUAGCCCGUUAGCUUUAUUGGCCGCCCACUGUUCCAAAAUAGGCUCCUCCUCCUCCCCUCCCCCUGCCCUGAACCCCGCCGCAGUGGCAGUCGCCUCAAACUGGUUCAACGCCUUCCCUAAAUUCGAGGAACCCUUCGCAUGCUAUUCUCAACAGUUCUCAUCCGCUGAUGCAGCAGCGCUGUCUUCCAGAACGGCCGCUGGAAUGAUCCAGUGUCAAACUUCUCCUGCGGCAGAUGUGUUCAAUUUCCAAGACGGUUUCUUCGGAGGUAUCAAUGAUAUAUUCCCGGCUGCUGCAUACAUCAAACAGGAACCGCCGAUGCCCUCGUACGGCUGUCCAAACGUGAACAAGAGUCCCAUCCACGCACAUGCGAGCAAUGGUUACAACGCUUUAUCAUCUGUCGGCUACCAGCAAGACAUACUAGACUUGACAGUUCCCGGCAGUGGAUCUUUGUCCAACAUGGAUCUCAGCUCACAUGUCGGAGGUCUCAGCUCAUGUCCUGUCCAGCAACAGCUCCUCAUGAGUCAAGUGAACGGGGGAACCCACCCACAGUCGCACAUGGGCGGGGGCGGAGGUGGGGGGUCAUCCCAACAGACUAAUGCGACAGCUGUAGACCAACUCUCCAAGUGCUCCUUGUUAAAUAGCUUUACUUCUCCCCAAUCCAACAAUUCACAUUCGAUGAGUGGCGGUGGCGGACAACCUACGUCACAUCAUUCUCACCACAGUGCCCAGCAAAAUGCCCACGAUAGCUUUGUCAACUUCAUGAGUCGAUCGAUUGAAUCGAACUCAGUAAAAACCUCGAAAGCUUUACUUCAACAACAACAGGAUCAACACUUGGCUUCUCUGAGCAGCAACACGAUAGGAGGAACCUUGUCUCAGUCACAGCAAAACCAACACAACUCUCGAAGCCUGGAAUGUCCUCAGAACCAAAUCUCCUCCAAUCUUCACAGUCAACACAGCUUACAACAGCAUCAGCAGAUGUCACCCAGUAGUGUAAAUAACGUGGCCAAUGAUUUGAUGACACAGCAGAUCCUAAGAGCGGCGGCAGCUGGCUGUUUCGCAACUCCUAAUGGUCUGACUAGCAGUUCGUGCCCAAAUAGUAUGGCCCAAAACCAGUCUAAUUUCAAUCCUAUGGCCAAUUUGAUGGCGGCUGUGUCCACGGCAACGGCUUCAGCGGGAACAGAUCAUUCUGUGUUAGAUCAGACAAGUGGCUGUACAGGUGUGGGCUCGACUGCACUAAGCAAUCAGCACCUGUCGGGUCAUGCAGGGGGAGCUAGUGAUAGUUGCAGUCCCCCCUGGGAUAGGGGCAUGAGAGUGGUUCAGCAUCAGCAGCAGAAUGGACUGUUAAGGUCGCCACCUGGAGGAAGCAGUGUCUCCUCCUGUCCUGCUAAUCCUAGACAGCAGGGAAUUCUAGACAUGCAUGUGUCUCCGCCGAAUAACAGUAAUGGAGGCAAUAAUGCUUCCAAUGCGCUGGCACAGGCGCAACAACAACAUGCAGCCGCUAGAUCGCCGGUAGCGGCGGCAUCUUACAUGCAAAACGGGACCAAUACUAACCCAAAUACGGCUUGCUCUACCAACUCCAAUCUAAGUUCUUUGAUGUCAAGUCAGCAACAUAACAACUCAAUCGCGGUGACAUCACCGUUCGCAACAGGGUCAAACAACAAUACUACAGGAGGGUCUUUAACACCUCAGGGAUCAAUGGGGGGCUCUGUGAUUGGGGCGAACAACAAUGCAACAUCGCCCAAUAUGGGGCAAGUGGGAUCAGUGUGUCCGAGCAAUCUGAAUCAGACACCUCCCGGAUGUCAAAGGAGGCCGAGCAGUAUUAUGAACAAUGGACAACAGCAGCAACAUUUGGACAACAUGCAAAAAUGGAUGCAGCAACAGCAACACCAUACAAGUCCACAAGGGGGAGGUAUGCACUUGAUGGCCAGCAAUCACCCUCACGCUGGGAGCCAAGCUGGAAUCCAAGGGGUUCCACAACAGCACCAGAUGCAUCCGCAUCAUGGAUCCAACGGGUUCCCAUCGCCAGGCACCGGACCUCUAGUCAUUAGCGAGUGUCCUGCGUCCAUGGUCAGUGCGAGAGGAAGUGUGACUCCAGGAAUGCAUCAUGGUCGAGGAGCUGGAAUGUCAGCUGGAUCACCAGGAGCACUAGUGCACUCCCACGUUCGCUCGGCUUUGGCCAUUGACACUAGCAACACUCCGGCGCCGACACCUCAUCUCAGUGGUCCAGUGUCAUUUCACAUGCCGAAAGUUGCGUCUAGAAAAGUGAGAAGAGUUGCGUGCAGUUGCCCAAAUUGCAUAGACGGCGAAAAGAACAUGGAUGGGAAGAAAAAGUCACACAUCUGUCACAUCCCCGGCUGUGGGAAGACCUAUGGGAAGACGAGUCACUUGAGGGCUCAUCUCAGAUGGCACAUUGGAGAGAAGCCAUUCGAGUGUAUGUGGAGUUUCUGUGGCAAGCGCUUCACUCGCUCAGACGAGCUGCAGAGACAUCAGCGCAUACACACUGGUGAAAAGAAGUUUGUAUGUCAGCUGUGUGAUCGUCGCUUCAUGCGCAGUGACCACCUCUCGAAACACAUCAAGACUCACAGCAAACCACGCAAGACUUCCUUCCCUUUCAAGUCUCCUCUGAGCUCGCCAACUGGAACCAACAACAACAACAACUUCAGCCAGGGUUCCUCAGAUAUAAAUCAAGAUGGAAGCGGGGAACUGGUAUCUCCUAAUGAUAACAUGCACCCGGUACCAUCGCCCUCCAAAGGGCAUCAUAGGUCAAGUAACUUGAACAACAACAACUCGCCCCCACUUUGUCUGACUUCGGCUAACGAGAUGAGCCAAUUCAACUCUCUAGAUGGGAUGCAAUGCAAUGAUAUAAUUAAUGAUAGGAGUGGCAGAGGUGCUUUACAAAGUGCAAAUGACAAUUUCUCUCUUCUCAAUAGCGAAAGUCUCAUCAAAUCGCAACUCGCAGAUUUGGAGUGUCUAAUACACGAGAACAAAAUGGACGCUUCCUCGCCCUUUAACGGCUGUACGCCCAUGCAAAUAAACUAAAUCUUUAAUUUGAAAAGCUUCAAAAAAACUAAACUGUAUCAAAACGAUGGCUUUAUUGAUUGAUAGUUUUAACCUAUAGCUUAUAAUAACUUUGAAUGCGAGUUGUGUAAUAGCUCUAAUUUGAAGUUAGUUUCGAAAUGCUUUCUAUUUGGAAUUAAUUUAUCGCCGCCCGAAGUGCUAGAAGAGCGACUACUUUAUUUCUGCUUUGUUUCCUUUCGUAUUUCGAUGCCCAUCUUUGGAUGAGUGUUUCCAACCAAAUGUUGACCAAAACUUCUUCCUGGACCUUACUCUAAUAGCUUUAUAACAGAGUUUAAUUAAUGUUCCCCUCGUGACUUUAAAUUUAACCACUUUCACGAAACCUUCGAACUUUUCUCAAAGCUUUAUUCGUACCAAAUUCUCAAUUCGUUCAAAUGUCAGAAAUGUCCUCUCGAUCUGUGAUGUGAAUUGAUUCGUUUCUAAUUCUCCGAAAUUCAAAAUAGCUUUGUUUUCUAAAUUGAAUAUUUCCUUUGUAACAAAUGUAAGGUAUUCUAUACAGGGUUAUUUUCGUUAGUUUAAAAAAUCACGCAGAUGCAUUAGUUUUGCUAUUAAAUUUAUCUCCGCCCAAAACGGGAUAAAUCUGGAUGACUUCAAUUGUAACUCAGUCACUGCUAUACAAACAGGGUGCAGAAAAUGUAGGGUCAUUCAUCUGAAUCUGAGCGUUCGUAUCUUCGCCUUAGUCGAGCCUUGAGUUACCUCCCAUAGAAUUUUUUUAAUGGUGUUCUGCACAGAUUUUGAGUUUGGUGUUCUGCAAGGCUCGCUUUGGUGCUCCACAGGGUUUUAAUUAUUCGUUCGUUGGCAGAAUUAUUUUUGUAAUCACUUAUCACAUUGUGUAGUUGUUUCUAUUCAAUUCUAUUCUAUUGUAGUGAACACUGUUUGAAGCUUUUUGUAAUCAUAGCUUUUCUUCUCCAUAGCUUUAUCCACUAAUAGCUUACUAUGUCUUAAUCUAUUCGAUAUUCUGGUUUCAUUUUAAUCUAUUGUACAUAAUAUAUUCACAAUUGUUUUAAUUCAUUCAUUUUUGAUGCAUUAGUAUAAUCUAGAAAUCCUACUAAAUCUUCCGUGAGUUGUUACAUCUCGGGACAGAACUUCUAACAACAAAUGAAUAAAUUGGGUUCUGUAGUCAACUAUAAACUCCCGAUUUUUUAAUGAUUCAAAAGUACGAAAAAAAUAGCUCGAUUUCCAGUAAACAUCUGGAGUAAAAAUUGACAAUCAACUUAUGAAACCAUUCAUUUUUCAAGUGUUAAUUUGUUGUUUUUCCUCGAUAUGGAGUUUUUUUCAAUAGAACCCUUUGUAUUCAAUUAUAAUAAGUUGUUGACAUUUGCUCGCUUUAGUUUAUUAUAUUGUAUUUGAAUAAGAAGUCGAGACAGUACAGUACUAUAGUGUGGUUUAUUGAUGAUGGAAAUGUUGUUGAUAGUAGUAAUUAUGAACAUGUAACAUAUCACACCUUCUGCGAAGGCCUUUGUCUGUUCAUUCACUAAUAACUCUCUCUUCUCUCAUCGGUAAUUUGUUUUCUUUGCUGCACUUUAACUAUGAAUCGAAUUAAACCAUAAUUUUAUUGGAGAUAAUCGAACCCAUUUUGCUCAGAUGUUGAGUUUCACAGAGUCUUUGUUUCUUCAGUGUACCAUUUCAGCAGUUAACUUCAUGACUCUGUGAUUCAUUUUUAGCUACUUAUCUGCAGCUGAUGACUUUGAUUUGAAAAACUAGAGAAUAAAAUGCGAAAAAAAGGUCAUCAGUCGCUUUGCAGUGACCGUACAACGCUAUGAAUGAGAUACGAUUAGAAAAAUAAAAAUGAGUGAUUACUAAAAAUUCUUUAAAUUAUUUACUCGAAUAAAGUUUUGAACUUGUGUAA
Messenger RNA from Symsagittifera roscoffensis, 4945 nucleotides. RefSeq names its product transcription factor Sp1-like. Gene Ontology annotation, molecular function: DNA-binding transcription factor activity, RNA polymerase II-specific; RNA polymerase II cis-regulatory region sequence-specific DNA binding. Lineage: Eukaryota; Metazoa; Xenacoelomorpha; Acoela; Convolutidae. The record is from RefSeq and is a predicted model, not a curated record. The transcript is spliced from 9 exons. The coding region runs from base 10 to 3060 and encodes 1016 amino acids. Gene Ontology annotation, biological process: regulation of transcription by RNA polymerase II.